AUGUGUUGCAAUACCGAGACAUACUAUUCAGGAUGUGGUGGCUACUUUUACCUCUCCUUUCCGUGCUGCGGAACACCUGCAAGUCACAAUUGCGGUGGUAAAAGGCCUAAGAAGACGUUCAAUGAGGGAAAGUGUGAAUCUUGUUUGGGACCUAAAAAGACUCCAGAAGAGAGUGAGCCGCAGGAGUGGAAAGAUGUUAAGGAAAAGAAUCCAGGAUAUUUUUCUCACGUGAAGAAUUGGGAGGAGAUUUUUGGUGAGAUAAGGCAAGAGGAUGAGGAGUGGCAGAAACAGUUAGACCUGGAGAAGAGCAUCAGAGAGAGAAGUGGGCAGGAGGGAAUAGUGGUACAGAUUGCGAGUGGAGUUGGAGCGUGGAACGAGAAGAGAAAAACUAAGGAAAAUCAAAAGGGUCAAGAGAUGAAUCGACAGAAACAGGGCGAAGGAGAGAAACUACUCGGUUUUUGGAGGAAACAUUAA
Molecule: messenger RNA, 474 nt
Organism: Glarea lozoyensis ATCC 20868
Lineage: Eukaryota; Fungi; Ascomycota; Leotiomycetes; Helotiales; Helotiaceae
Exons: 1
Coding region: 1-474 (157 amino acids)
Source: RefSeq, a predicted model, not a curated record